AGCCAUCUGGCAACGUGUGCACCGACACGUUUAAAAAGCAUAGUGUACAAAAAUUUGUAAAUCUCCGUCGGUCAUCGUGUUGUGAUCUUGUUUCGUUUUAUAUUUGUUGUGCCAUCGUUUUGAAAUUGUUUUCUUCAUCUAGACAUUCCAUAGUUUAAAGAUGAAGCUCCUGUUAAUUUUUGCUAUCAUAGUUGUUCUUGGCUCAACAUAUGCCGAUGAAUUGAGCCCACCACGUUUACUACUUCACAAACGAUUGCUCAACAAAUAUUUAGUAGAAGGACGAGAUGUCGUUGUUGAUUAUAAUAUUUAUAAUAUUGGUGAAAGUGCCGCUUACCGUGUUCAGCUAAGAGAUGCAAGUUUUCCGUCCACCGAUUUUGAAACAAUCGUUGGAUUCUUGAAUAUGAAAUUAGAUCGAAUGGGACCCAAUUCCAAUGUUUCUCAUACCGUUGUCCUGCGUCCUAAAAGGAUUGGCCUCUUCAAUUUCACUGCUGCUGAGGUUACAUAUCAUCUGUCUGAAAAUGGUCAAGAAGUUCAGGUCUGCUAUUCAACUGAACCUGGUGAAGCUGUCAUCAUUCCUGCCAAAGACUUUGAUAGAAAAUUUUCACCACACACUACUGACUGGGCUGCCUUUGCUGUGAUGACACUGCCUUCACUUGGCAUCCCUUUCCUUCUGUGGUACAGAAGCAAGUCUAAAUAUGAAAACAUUGUCAAGCAAAAGAAGCAUUAGGGGCCUUUAAUAAAUUGACUUUUUUAACA
Argiope bruennichi is the source of this 756-nucleotide messenger RNA. RefSeq names its product translocon-associated protein subunit beta-like (gene SsRbeta). NCBI's taxonomy places the organism in Eukaryota, Metazoa, Arthropoda, Arachnida, Araneae, Araneidae. Gene Ontology annotation, cellular component: membrane; endoplasmic reticulum. The transcript has 6 exons. The record is from RefSeq and is a predicted model, not a curated record. Bases 161 to 727 code for a protein of 188 amino acids.